UAAAGAAUUGAUUCAAUUCCUUCGAUGGAGUUCGCAUCUUCUUCUUUAUCAUCUUCAUCUUCAUCCUUCUUAACAUCAGAACCCCAUUUCAUACACGAUGUGUUCAUAAACUUUGGUGGAGAAGACAUCGGUAGAAGGUUUGUGUCUCAUCUCCACUCUGUCCUUUUACAAAAUCAAGUCAAAACUUUUAUUAGCCAGCAGAAUCUGCAUGAGGGAAUGGAGCUGGAAGAGCAGAUGCGAGGAAUAGGAGGUACUAAGAUUACAAUAAUUGUUUUCUCCAAAUCAUACGCUGAAUCUGCUUGCUGUCUUCUUGAGCUUGAAAAAAUCAUUGAAUGCCCCCAAACUUUUGGCCAAAUUGUUUUGCCCGUAUUUUACGAAAUUGACCCAUUGGAUGUACGUCAUCAAAACGAUGAUUUUCGGAAAGCAUUGGAAGAAACUGCAGGCAGAAGNUAUGCGUUGUACAAGUGGAACCGUGCACUCAACACAGCUGCGAGUAUGACUGGUUGGGAUGUCAGAAAUUUCAGACACGAUGCUGAACUUGUAGACGUAAUUGUUAACCGCGUUAACACAUUACUGGACUAUAAAGACUUAUUUAUUACCGAAUAUCCUGUUGGAUUAGAGUCCCGCGUGGAAGACGUGAUUAAAUGUAUUAAAAAUCAAACUACCAAAGUGUGUAUGAUAGAAAUAUGUGGAAGGGAAGGAUCAGGUAAAACAACUUUAGCCAAAGCCAUCUACAAUCGAAUUUAUCGUGAAUUCAUUGGUAAGAGUUUUAUUCAGAAUAUUCGCUAUGAAGGGUAUGUUGCUUUGCAAGAAAAUCUUCUUUCUGAUGUCCUAAUAUCCAAGCCGGGGGUGAAAAGCGUUGGGAUGGGAAGAACUAUGGUCGAGAAUGGCUUUUCUCGAGAAAAGUUGCUCAUUGUACUGGAUGAUGUGAAUGACUUUGACCAAUUAAGAAACCUAUGCGGGAGUCGUGAAUGGUUCGGUCAAGGAACUGUCAUAAUCGUUACUAGUAGAGAUUUUCACUUGCUGAACCAAUUCAGAGAUAAUUAUGUUUAUAAAAUGGAUAUUUUGAACGAAAAUGAGUCACUUAAGCUUUUUAGUUGGCAUGCAUUUAGAGAUGCAAUACCAGAAAAAGAAUGGUAUGAACUCGCAAGAAACGUCGUUGUUUAUUGUGGAGGACUACCGCUAGCUCUUGAGUUCCUUGGUUCCUAUUUAUGUGAUAGGACAAUUGAAGUGUGGGAAAGUGUAUUAUUGAAACUACAAAGAAUUCCCCCGAAUGAACUUCUAAGCGUAUUAAAAAUAAGUUUUGAAGAUUUACGUGACACGGAAAAGGAUAUAUUUCUGGAUGUAUGUUGUUUCUUUAUUGGCAAAGAAAGAGAGUAUGUGACAGAGAUAUUAAAUGGGUGUGGACUACAUGCUGAUAUUGGAAUAACACUUCUCAUAGAACGUGGCCUCAUAAAAGUUGAAAGCAACAACAAACUUCAAAUGCAUCCUUUGCUACAAGAGAUGGGAAGAGAAAUUAUUCGUCAAGAAUGCCCAGAGAAACCGGGGAAAAGGAGUCGAUUGUGGUUUCCGGAUGAUGUAGAAGAUGUACUGAAUAAGAAUACUGGGACAAAAGCUAUAUUGUCCCUGAAACUUCAUUCCAGCAUUGGAGAUUGGUUUGAAGCUCAUGCUUUCAAGGAAAUGAAGAGACUAAGACUGCUACAACUUGAUAAUGUAAAACUUAGUGGAAAUUAUGGGCACAUUUCUAAACAACUGAGAUGGAUUUGUUGGCGAGGGUUUCCUUAUAGAUACAUUCCAAACAACUUUAAUUUGGAAAAUGUAAUUGCAAUGGAUUUAAAGCAUAGUCAUCUUCAACUCAUUUGGAAACAACCACUCUGGAAAAAACCCCAGGUUUUAGAGCGGUUAAAAUUCCUUAAUCUUAGUCACUCCAAAUACUUGAAAGAAACACCAGACUUUCGGGGAUUACCAAGUCUUGAACAGCUCAUUUUAAAAGAUUGUCCAAGUUUGCUCAAGGUACACCAAUCCAUUGCUGAUCUCUCCAAUAUAGUAGUGAUAAAUCUGAAGGAUUGCACAAGUCUAAGCUAUCUCCCAAUAGAGAUAUAUAAGUUGAGAUCUUUAAAAACUCUCAUCCUAUCUGGUUGUUCGAAGCUUGACUCAUUGGAAAAUCCUUUGAAACUAUAAUUGCUGAGAAUAGAACACCGAAACAAACGUCCUUUUACAUUAUGUAAGCUCAAAAUUUAUCAGAUAUAAAUCCCAACGUUGAAUUUGAAGGAUUAUUGGUAAAUAUUUGCUUUUAUACUCCACUUGUCAUCUUUAUUUACUUUAUUUUUUUGUUUUAGUUGUUGAAUAAAGU
Vigna radiata var. radiata (mung bean) is the source of this 2353-nucleotide messenger RNA. Its product is annotated as disease resistance protein TAO1-like. Lineage: Eukaryota; Viridiplantae; Streptophyta; Magnoliopsida; Fabales; Fabaceae. The record is from RefSeq and is a predicted model, not a curated record. The transcript has 4 exons. Gene Ontology annotation, biological process: defense response; signal transduction. Bases 25 to 2181 code for a protein of 718 amino acids. Gene Ontology annotation, molecular function: ADP binding.